UGCGCGUUCGGUUCGGCGCGCUCCUCUGUUUACUUGUCAUGAUGAUGUGAGACGGAUGCAGCAAGCUAGCUAGCCUAGCUGGAGUUAACCAUGAGAUCGGCGAGUCGUGGAGAUGCGGACCUCUGUGAGCAGGGGGCUUAAUGGUGGACCCCCAACCAACUUUAAUGUCGCGGAAGCUGCUACUAUGCUGUAACGUUGAUCCUUGCUUCAACUAUUGCUAACAAUGCUAAGCUACAUGCUCGCCUGGGUCCAGUCGGUUCAUGUUUCGACGUGAUUUGAUAUGGCAGAAAGCAAACCCGAGAACGAUCGUAACUCGGCUGAUGUCUACCUCCCCAAAACUCAUUUUCAUAAAUAAGUUCGUGUAUGAGGCAGCGUACUUAUCGGAGGUAAACCGUUACUAGCGAAAUUCUGGCCUGACAUGGAGCCAGUUCUCCGCGAGAGCCCCGCUGGUUCCGGGGAGUCCGAUGCGGGGGAUUGGAGGGAGGUUAUCCCCGGGGAGGACGACGAAGUCAAGGCCCUUGAAAGCGGUACAAGUCGGCUCUUGGUGCAGGAAGACACUCGUGUAGACGGAGAAGUAGCGAAGGAGGACAACUCGGGGGAAGAGACACAAAGUCAAUAUGAAGAGGAGCUGGACCCCCGAAUUCAGGAGGAAUUGGAGCACCUGAAUGAAGCCAGUGUGGAAAUCAACCAAUUGGAACUCCAGUUAAAUGAUGCCAGAUCGGGGUAUCGAAAAAUUCUGACCGAGUCUGCAAGGAAGUUGAACGCCCAGAGUUCUCAACUUGGUAGCUGCAUAGAGAAAGCAAGACCAUAUUAUGAAGCACGUCGCCUUGCCAAAGAGGCUCAGCAGGAGACUCAGAAGGCAGCGCUGAGCUACGAAAGAGCAGUUUCUAUGCACACAGCUGCCAGGGAGAUGGUCUAUGUGGCGGAGCAGGGCCUGAUGGCUGAUGGCAAGAACACUCUGGAUCCCACUUGGCAAGAGAUGCUCAAUCAUGCUACUGCCAAGGUGAAUGAAGCAGAGGAAGAGCGACUCCGCAGUGAGCGAGAGCACAUGCGAGUCACCCACGCCUGUCAGGAGGCUGAAGCUCGAGUUCAGAUGCAGCAGAAGUCUCUCAAACGAGCCAUCCUGAAAUCCAAACCAUAUUUUGAACUCAAGGCACAGUUUAAUCACAUACUGGAGGAGCACAAGGCCAAAGUGCUGCAGCUGGAACAGAGCGUCGCCAAAGUGAAGACGCGCUACUCCAUAGCCCUGCGAAACUUGGAGCAAAUCAGCGAGCAGAUCCAUGCACAGAGGGCUGACGGGGGGCGGCUCCUGGUGUGCGGCGGGCGUAGCCCCCCUGUCGGAGCUGAGUCCGAUAUUAGCACUCAGGAAAGAGGCGGAGCCUGUGGCGGCGGUGGCACGAGGAAAGACAGGGUGGACGCCGCAAAUCAUCUGGUGGAGAGGUACACGGAGAAGGAGAACGAACGGGAAAGGGCGGGGUCGGAUUCCCUUUCAGUCAUUAGCCUGCAGACCAUCGCUUCCGAUCUGGAGAAAUACGACUCCAUUGAGCACCUCGGGGAUCUCAGCGAUGUCGGGAGUGUAACCGGGGACGACGGGGAUAGAGAGAAAGGCAUGGUGGACAGGAGGGACAGGCUCAUGGAAGCAACCACCAAAGACCGGCAGCAGCAGUUCUUCAAGCACCACCACCGCAGCUUCAGCUUGUGAUUCUCACUCGCUUUUCAUGUCACAUUAGAGCACCCGAACACAAGCAACAAUGUUGGGUUAAGCCUGAAUUUGUGUGGUCGGCUGGACGUUUGGUAUCAUAUGAAGACUAACAUUUAGAGUGAUUUUUUUUUUUUGUCUUAUUUCAAUAGCUGGAUGUCCACAAAACCUUUGGUUUAAAAUAUUAUUGACCAAAAUUAAUAACCAAUUUCAUUUAAAUUCCACAAUAGGUAAAUUUUGUGCAUCUUAUAUUUUGCUUCCUGCAAUGAGAUGAUUUCCAAAAGAGGGCUCCAUCGUUGGGUCAUGGUCAACAGUCACACACUGUUCUCAUCAGUUGCAACACUGGAUAUAGUUUUGUUUCUAAUUGUGAAGUUGUGGUUUCACAAUUGUCUUCCUUGAUGUUUACGACUCAUCGAAAAAGUCAGUCACUCAUACUUAUGUUCCAACACUGAACAGGUUUAUAGCCUUCAGUUCCCAACACUCCCAAGAACAGGAACUCCCACUUGAAGAACUCCUGCACCUGAAACAGUUUAUGAUGAGAAGUUUGUCGUUAAAGAGGAAAUAAUUUGGAAGAGACCAGUGUUUUCGUGGGAUCUGGGAGUUCAAGUGUUUGCUCAACUGUCUCCACAUGAAGGGAAAAAUGACAAAGGUGGUUCUCUGGGUGCAAAAACGUCUCAUUUCCUCGCGUCAAGCACAAGUGAACCUAUCUUUUGAGAAUUCCUUAACAGCUAGCUCAUUGGCAAUGAUGUUAAGCACCUGAGCGCAUGCACUCCAGUUAGUGUUUGUGACAUGACUUGUUAUUCAGUGCAAGUGGAUUGUGACACUUGAUUGCUUUCAUGGCUGUAUUUAGAUAAAAUGAAAAUGUCAUGGGUUUGGCCUGGUGCUUCACUUUCAAGUCUAAAUGUUGCAAUUAUUUACAAGAAGAUCAAUGGAAACGAGAACUUGAAAAAUGUGUUGUGAUUUCAUCUCCUGUUUACAUUUGAACCUGAAUUACACAUAGAGAGAUCGCUAUUUAGAAUCUGCCAGUUGGGUUAAAAACUUUGUAUAAGAACUGUAUAAGGACACAUGUUCUCCAACCAGCUCCGUUUCUCAUUUUUCAUCAGAGACUCUGAAUCGGGCUACUUGCAGUCAAGGUUGUUUUUUGUUUUGAACGAGGGCGCCUGAAAUUCUGCCCUUUAUUCAAACUAUUUAACUUCUGAGGAGGAUUUAUCGUUCUUUACCAGACACUUGUGUUGAGUUUCUAACAUUUUUUAAGCUGCAUUCCUCAGUUAAAAAAUGUAAAAAUCUUUAUCCAAUUCCUACUUGCUGUUAGUUGAAGACAUUUUUCACUGUAAAUGUCUUCAUCUCAACACAAGGUAGUUUACUCUGCAGGCAUUUUCUCACCCAGACAAAUUGUUUAAUUUGAAGUCAUGAGAAUGAAUUAAGCGAAACACUUCCACGUUCUUUAUCCAGGUAAACAACAUGCACUUUGGCGCUUACGAGGCAUUAAAGUGAGCUCUGUUCGGCUUUUGACACUUGAUUAUCUCUCCUCAAAAAGUGUAUUAUUUGUAUAUUGUUUACAUGUUGACAAAAUGAAUAUCUGGAGGAUUUUAUUAAUAUCUUGUUUUAUAAUCUGCCCUGUCGUGAUUUGAUGUGUGCCUUGCCACAGAACAAAUUCAUUUUGAAUUAUUUAAAGUUUUACGUAGUUUAAAACGAAUCCGUAGUUCUGAAUAGAACAGUUAAAAGACCUUGAGUGUUUCUUCAGUAUCGUUUUAGUGAGCUUGAGUGUCAAGCCGUACUUUGUUUUUUAUCCUUCUGUUUUCUGAUUUGUGUGUUUUGCUCAUGCAACAAUACAUAAUCUGUAAAUGUGUGUAAUUAUGACAUAGCUGGGGAAAUAUUGACAUGUACAGCUGUGUGUUUUGGCUGAUGUGACAGACUACUCACAUAUAAUCAUGUAGUGCUUCGGAGAAACGCCUUCCUUUGACUCUCUUGCCCUUUUUAAGGGUUGUUGUAACUCCAUUUAAUGUCAAUACUGGAAUCAAUAAACUUGCAUAC
This is a messenger RNA of Synchiropus splendidus (mandarinfish), 3733 nucleotides long. RefSeq names its product SH3-binding domain protein 5-like, a (gene sh3bp5la). Bases 419 to 1702 code for a protein of 427 amino acids. Gene Ontology annotation, biological process: intracellular signal transduction; negative regulation of protein tyrosine kinase activity. Gene Ontology annotation, cellular component: cytoplasm. Gene Ontology annotation, molecular function: protein kinase inhibitor activity. The record is from RefSeq and is a predicted model, not a curated record. The transcript has 6 exons. Lineage: Eukaryota; Metazoa; Chordata; Actinopteri; Syngnathiformes; Callionymidae.